Molecule: messenger RNA, 817 nt
Organism: Coccinella septempunctata (seven-spotted ladybird)
Lineage: Eukaryota; Metazoa; Arthropoda; Insecta; Coleoptera; Coccinellidae
Exons: 3
Coding region: 188-544 (118 amino acids)
Source: RefSeq, a predicted model, not a curated record
GUUUAAUUCAGAUAAAAAGAAAACAUUUGAAAUUCUGAACACAUAUGCAUUGUUGAUAUUUGAAUCCAGAUGUGAAAAAAAAAGUGAGAACUGAUGCAAUCUGGUUAAUUUCAGUAUUUGUUAAUUUCUUUGGAAAUAAGAAGUUUAUGGAAAUUCUGAACAAACAUACUUCAACAGAAUCCAACUCAUGAAUAUUGUAUAUCCAAAUCAGUUUCUUUUCCUAUCUCAUUACUUCAUUAAGAAAAAAAUGGCUUUGACUACAGUAAAUGCAGUGGUUUCACGUUAUAGAACAGCUGAGAAAUACGAAGUUGGUGUACCACAAAGAUUUUCACAACCUCGUAUUCAUAUAAGGAAGAGGCAUACUAGACAUAAAAGUGAGGAUAUUAGUAGGGCAAUGUAUCUACCAAUUGCAGGUGAAAAUUGUAGUAAACAUAUCAACGACGAUAACUAUAUAACACAACCGAUCAAGGAAGAAACAGACAGAGAAAAAAGAAAAAAUUUUAUUCGAUCCCUAUUGUCAAAAUUCAUUCCUUGUUGUAGAUGAGAACAGCUAGGAUCAGUAUAUGGUAAUGAGUGUAAUUGGAAAAUGAUACAAAAGGUUCCAGGCAGGUGCUGACUUUUCCAUAACUUCCAAAGAUUUUACAGCUCAAUUUGAUUUGUGAUAUUUUAUUCUUCUAAAAACGUGACAAGUUUACUGUAAUGUAACUAUUGUAGGAAAUUUGUUGGUACGAAUUUAGUGUUAAAUAAUUUAUAUGUACAUAUUUACACAUAUUUAUUCUAUAUCAAUAUGACUCGAAAUAAAUUUUUUUACAUUGAA